Drosophila navojoa is the source of this 869-nucleotide messenger RNA. RefSeq names its product KN motif and ankyrin repeat domain-containing protein 2 kank (gene Kank). Gene Ontology annotation, biological process: negative regulation of actin filament polymerization. Gene Ontology annotation, molecular function: protein binding. The record is from RefSeq and is a predicted model, not a curated record. Gene Ontology annotation, cellular component: cytoplasm; cytoskeleton. Lineage: Eukaryota; Metazoa; Arthropoda; Insecta; Diptera; Drosophilidae.
CACACUCAAACACACAGAUACAAGACAAGUACAUAUGCAUGCAGAGCAUAAAGUUCAGCGGCAACUCGUAAAGUUUUUCUCUGCCGUAUUUCAGUUCGAUUCGAGCGAUUUUCGAGCGCGGAGCGUUGCGUUGCCUCGUUCACGUUGAACUAAAAAAGAAAUAACACUAAAUAAAUAAUAUUGUAUAAAAAAAGAAGAAAAAACAUAAAAAUAUAUAAAUCGUUUUUUGUUUGUGAAGUGUGUAACGGUGCUGAGUCAGCCGAGAGUGCAGCAAGUGAAUAAUAAUAAUAGUUCAUGCAAUGUGUUCUCUAGUGCCCGGAUUCGCACCCAAAUCUGAAAUGAACGUUGUCGCCAUGGCGUGGCAUUUCGCUGCCCAUCAAAUUUAAUUAAUUUCGGGCAUAGAAUUCCCAUUUGGCCAAGAAUAGUGUGCAUGCCAAUUAAUUAGCCAGCUGACUCGCAGCGAAGCCAUUCAGCAUGAGUGUGAGUCUUGGUGAUAUUGGUAUCGGAGCGGGUAGUUUACCCGGCGAUUUGCUGUCGUACGAUGAGUCAAAGUUUGCCCAAAAGCUAACGCACCUGACUCCCACGGAACAGGAAGCCGUCAAGCGUUUUUGGAGGUCACUCGUUUUGCGGAGUCAACGCGCCUUCAUUGAGGAAAAUGGUACGUAAAGCAGCUAGGGCUGGGUGUGGGUUUUUAUUCGGCCAUAAAAUCGCGGCUUAAGCCCACAUGAGUGCCACUCUGGUGGAAUUGGAUGUGGGUCAACUUGACGCCCGCACAGAGCACUGAGAUUGGCGAUGACGGCGGCAACACCCACCCACUGUCCAUAAAAACGGCAAUGUCUUUGCUCUGCGCCAAUUUGUCGCAGCAACAA